Molecule: messenger RNA, 1565 nt
Organism: Drosophila serrata
Lineage: Eukaryota; Metazoa; Arthropoda; Insecta; Diptera; Drosophilidae
Gene: Mgat1
Product: alpha-1,3-mannosyl-glycoprotein 2-beta-N-acetylglucosaminyltransferase
Biological process (GO): protein N-linked glycosylation
Cellular component (GO): Golgi apparatus
Molecular function (GO): alpha-1,3-mannosylglycoprotein 2-beta-N-acetylglucosaminyltransferase activity
Source: RefSeq, a predicted model, not a curated record
CAGUGCCACAGUAGCAGCAGUAGCCGCAGUAGUAGAGACGCAUUGCUGCCGUCGCCACCCCACCAAUACCCCGACCCCAGCCCCAGCCCCAGCCACGACCCCAAGCCCAGUUCCAAGCCCUCGAAGAUGCGCUCACGCAAGGUGCUGCUGGUGAUCGGCUUUUUGGUUACGUGGACCUAUGCCACAUACUACCUGCUGCUGCGCAACACGAGCGUUCACAAUAGCCGCAACCAGGCACACCAGGCAUACCGCGUUAAUUCUCAGGCCCGCGAGGUGAACCAGAAGAGCCACCACCUGGCCAAGAGCGUCUUCGAGUUCGUCAAGCUCAAGUACUUGGAGUCUCAGGCACCGCUCCCGCCGCCAACGACGCCGCAGAUAAGCAUUGUGGCCGCCGAGAUAUCCGGCGAACUGCCCGAGCAGCUGGCGGCCAAGCCAACGUCGGCGCGCAUUCCAACGAAAACAUAUCUGGCCAACGGUGAGCCCGUCUUCCCUGUCCUGGUCUUCGCCUGCAAUCGGGUGUCGGUGAAGAAGUGCAUUGACAAUCUGGUCCAAUACCGGCCCAGCAUCGAACAGUUUCCCAUUAUUGUGUCACAGGAUUGUGGGGAUGAGCCAACCAAGGAGGUGAUCCUAUCGUACGGCAACGAGGUAACCCUCAUCGAGCAGCCCGACCUAAGUGACAUUAAGGUGCUGCCCAAGGAGAAGAAGUUCAAGGGCUACUACAAGAUAGCACGUCACUAUGGCUGGGCACUGAAUACCACCUUCGGCGUGGGCUUCGAGUUCGUCAUCAUCGUGGAGGAUGAUCUGAAUGUGGCACCGGACUUCUUUGAAUACUUCCUGGGCACUCACAAGCUGCUCAAGCAGGACCCCAGCCUGUGGUGUGUGUCCGCCUGGAAUGACAAUGGAAAGGCUGCCGUUGUGGAUGCCUCAAAGCCGGAGCUGCUCUAUCGUACCGACUUCUUCCCCGGUCUCGGCUGGAUGCUCACCAAAGACCUGUGGGCCGAGCUAUCGGUCAAAUGGCCUAAAUCCUUCUGGGAUGAUUGGAUACGUCACCCGGCCCAGCGGAAAGAUCGCGUGUGCAUUAGGCCUGAAAUAUCGCGAACUAGAACAUUUGGAAAAAUAGGCGUAUCUAACGGCUUGUUCUUUGAUAAGUAUCUAAAGCACAUUAAACUCAGCGAGGACUUUGUGCAGUUUACAAAAAUUGAUACGAGCUAUCUGCUAAAGGACAAUUACGAUAAUACGUUUCUGCGGCGUGUCUACACGUAUCCCAUUGUCACGUACGACGAGUUGCGACGUAACCUGAUAAGAAUUGAAGGACCUGUGCGCAUCCAGUAUACCACACGAGAGCAGUACAAACGGACAACCAAGAUGCUGGGGCUAAUGGACGACUUCAAGAGCGGCGUUCCCCGGACUGCCUACCACGGCAUCGUUUCCUUCUACUACAACAAACGACGCGUGCACCUGGCGCCUAAUGUCAACUGGAAGGGCUACGAACUAUCGUGGAGCUAACGACGCUAAAAAAAGAGACAUACAUCCGCCAACUCCAACUGCAACUCCACCUUCAACUC